Molecule: messenger RNA, 885 nt
Organism: Guillardia theta CCMP2712
Lineage: Eukaryota; Cryptophyceae; Pyrenomonadales; Geminigeraceae
Exons: 1
Biological process (GO): positive regulation of cytokinesis; protein dephosphorylation; microtubule cytoskeleton organization
Molecular function (GO): protein tyrosine/serine/threonine phosphatase activity
Source: RefSeq, a predicted model, not a curated record
GACAAGCCGAAGCUCUUCUUCUUCUCGUCAGAGGCUCAGGAAAGUUAUGAGCCCUUCUGUCAUGAUUUCGGACCAGUCAAUCUGGCGGCCCUCUAUCACUUCUGUGUCUUGGUAGACGAGAAGAUGAAUGAGCCCCGGCUGCAGCAGCGACACCUCGUCUACUAUUGUGAGAAUGAGUCAUCCUCUGUUACCAACGCUGCGUUCCUCCUUAGCGCCUACAUCAUGCUCCGUCGGGGUCUGACCCCAGAGGCUGCCUAUGCUCCCUUCCAGCGGAUGAAAGCGUCUCCCAUCAAGCCUUACCGAGAUGCCUCUCACUGCCCUUCCGAGUACGACCUCCCCAUCCUCGAUUGCCUCCGCGGGCUCUUGAGGGCAGUCAAGCUGGGCUGGUUCAAUCUGGACAAGUUCGACUUGGACGACUACGUACGGUGGAACCAUCCAAGUUUUGACUUCCACGUCAUCUGCCCGAAGCUCAUCGCCUUCCGAGGCCCUGACGUGAGGAGAAAGUUCAAGGAGGAUCCGACCGCCUUUAGCCCCUCCAAGUGCGUAGAGGCGUUCAAGGCCAAAGGCGUCACUGCCGUUGUCCGUCUCAACGAGCCGGAGACUUACGAUCCCGCUGAGUUUGAGAAGGAGGGGAUCAGACACUACGACUUGCAGUUCGAGGACUGCACUGCCCCUCCUCGUGCCAUCGUGGAGAAGUUCCUCAAGAUCUGCAAGGAUGAGAAGGGGUCGGUGGCUGUGCAUUGCCGGGCGGGUCUGGGCAGGACUGGAACUCUGAUUGCUGUUUACAUGAUGGCGGCGCAUCGUUUCAGAGCCAACGAGGCCAUCGCGUGGCUGCGGCUGGUGAGGCCAGGGAGCGUGAUAGGACGGCAGCAGCAGUUCCUCAAG